UCACACACAACCAAAAACGCUUCUCUUCUUCCCUCCCUGCAAAGCAUUGAAUUGAAGGCUCUCUCUCUUUCUCUCACCACAUACUCUCUCUCUAGCAAACUUUUCUCUUAAUCAGAUCUCUCUCUAGCAAACUUUUCUCUUCAUCAGAUCUCUCUUUCUAGAAUCAUGAAAUCAAACACAGAGAUCUCAGAGAAUCGAUUCUUGGGGAGCAUUUCAGCCUCAUCCAUCCGAAAUUUCCUUCCCAGAUCGGUCUCUAGCAAGAAAAAGAUGUACUCAGUUCGUACAAAAUCGAAGUUAAACAGUGAAAACAUGCCACCAAUCGAUCCAAACAUUCAGGUUGAGAACAUUCCACUUUCACCUACUGCACCUAAACAAUUACCGUCUAAAAUGGAAAUUUCACAGAAAGAAAUCACCAGAUCAGACGGUCAUGAAGAAGCGCCGAUGCCUCCAGAUCCCCCAGUCAAGGUCGUAGUGAGGAUUAGACCUACUAAUCAUCAUGAAAGAGAAGGAGAUCGGACGGUUAGGAAGGUUUCUGAUGAUUCACUAUCGAUUGCGAACCGAAAGUUCACCUUUGAUUCGGUUCUCGAUUCGAAUUCAAAUCAGGAGGAUAUAUUUCAGUUAGUUGGUGUCCCUCUGGUUAAAAAUGCAUUAGCUGGUUACAACACAUCAGUCUUGGCCUAUGGACAGACUGGAAGCGGCAAGACUUACACAAUGUGGGGUCCUCCAAGCGCCAUGGUUGAUGGUCAUUCUGUCAGCAGUCAUCAGGGCAUUGUUCCACGCAUCUUCCAGAUGCUGUUCUCCGAGAUUCAGCAAGAGCAGGAGAAUUCGGAAGGUAAACAGAUAAAUUAUCAAUGCCGUUGUUCAUUCCUUGAGAUAUACAACGAACAAAUUGGGGAUUUACUUGAUCCAAUCCAGAGAAACCUAGAGAUCAAGGAUGAUGCCAAAAAUGGACUUUAUGUAGAGAAUUUGACUGAGGAAUAUGUAACUAGUUGUGAAGAUGUAACCCAAAUUUUGAUCAAGGGUCUUUCAAGUAGAAAAGUUGGAGCAACAAGCAUAAAUUCAAAGAGUUCACGUUCCCAUAUUGUGUUCACGUUCAUCAUUGAAUCCUGGUGCAAGGGUUACUCAUCAAAAUGUUUUGGUAGUUCAAAGACAAGCAGAAUCAGCUUCAUUGAUCUUGCUGGACUGGAGAGAAACAAGCCUGAUGAUGCCAGUAGACAGUGUGUAAAGGAAGAAAAAAAUGUAAAGAAGUCCUUAUCACAGCUUGGGCACUUGGUAAAUUUCCUUGCUGAAGGAACACAGUCCAGAAAACCUGAAGACAUUCCAUAUAGAAGUUCCAUUUUAACGCAUUUACUGAAAGAAUCACUUGGUGGCAAUGCCAAACUCACAGUUAUAUGCACCAUCUCCCAAGACAACAAGAGCAACGGUGAAUCACUGAGCACACUCAGAUUUGGACAGCGAGUAAAAACUGUACAAAAUGAUCCAGUAAUAAAUGAAAUAACAGAGGAUGACGUUAAUGGUCUGAGCGACCAGAUUCGUCAGUUAAAGGAGGAACUCAUAAGAGCAAAAUCAAAUGUAUGCAACUCAGUUGGAAGUAAUUAUGGAUACUUUAAAGGUCAAAGUGUGCGUGGAAGCGUGAAUCAACUGAGACUCAGCCUUAAUCGCUCCUUGAUCCUACCCAGAAUAGAUAAUGAUUCUGAGGAAGAAGUAAAUGUUAAUGAGGAUGAUGUAAGAGAACUAUGCCAUCAACUAGAUAAUUUGCAUAGUUCUUAUGAAGAGAAUUCAAAAGAUGCAUCUAAGAACCAAGACUGCAUCCAGUUUCCUCCUUUAGAAGAAGGUUCUGAGACAGACUUGACAAGUGAACAUGACAUAAGCCAUUUAGAAGAAAGUGAAACUGAAGAAAUUAAUUUGGAGAAAUCUCAGACUGAAUCUCCACAGAUGGGAAAAUCUGCAUCUGUGGUCAACCUUUCAAGUGCCCCCACCAAUCCAAUGACCAUUGAUCCAGAACCUAGAAGUACCUUUUCAAUUAGUGCAUGCCGUCAGACUUCAGUUCUUGAAGAUCCGACAUUCACUGAGUCCCCAAAAAUUGGAAAUACUCUAAGGAAAAGCAUAGCAAUCUCAUCCGAUUUGGCAAGUCAGAACAUUGUGUUGAAGAGUUCCACGUCCAAUUCAGAUGUGUUGAGGCAGUCACAAAAACAAAGUGAACAUGUUCAAUCCUCUUUGAGGUCAAGCAAGAUCUUUCCAGGCCCCACUGAAUCCUUGGCUGCUAGUCUUCAGAGAGGCUUACAGAUUAUAGACUAUCACCAACGGAAUUCGUCAUCAAAUAAAUCUUCAGUUGCCUUCUCUUUUGAUCAGCUGACACUUAAACCGUGUCAGGCUGUUGACAAAAACAAUGCUUCUGUUCAAACAUUGCCAGAAGAGAGACCAUCUUCAGAUGGACCACCUGUUUCUUUCCUAUGUGCAUCUUGCCGACGAACAGCAUUAAUUGGCUCCAAAGAAGUCCACGAUAGCUUGAAAUCAUGGAUAGUAACAGUAGAUGGGGAAGGCAAUUUGAAUGGUCUGGCAAAUCAAGUGCCUAAAGAUGGUGGAAAAGAUUUUGCAGAAGCCAUCAAAAGAAGAGACGAGCUAGAAAAUAUUUGUACGGAACAAGCAGCAAAAAUUGAGCAGCUAAAUCUUCUGAUAGAGCAGUACAAACAUGAGAGAGAACAGAAUCCUACAGUAGAACAUAAUAAUACUCUUCUUCUUGAGGGCUUGAAGAAUGAAGUAGUACAAACUGAUGAGUUGAAAAAUGAAAAGUUUCAUUCACUAGAGGUUGAAAACAAGCUUAUGAGAUGGGAUGAUAGUGAGUAUCAUGAGCCAGAGAUCGUAGAAGAAAAAUAUGAAAUAAAAGAAGUCAGGGAAGAGUUGGAUUAUGGAUGCAGGAACACAUCCUUUGAUAUGAACGAGAAGGAAGCACUUCUUAAGGAAAUUCAAAUCUUAAGGAGUAAAUUGCAGUCAUUUACUGAUGUAUCUCCAAACAAGUCUACUGAGAGAUUGAGAUCCUCCCUUUUAUCACAAUCGAUUCAAUUGAGAAAAAGUGGGGUGUUUUCUCAAGGAAACAAUGAGGAGGAACUCGAGAAGGAAAGACAGAGAUGGAUGGAAAUGGAGAGCGACUGGAUUUGUUUGACUGAUGAAUUAAGAAUUGAUCUUGAGUCCAUGCGCCGGCAGGCAGAAAAGGUGGAGAUGGAGUUGAGGUCAGAGAAGAACUGCACUGAGGAGUUGGAUGAUGCACUUAAAAGGGCUGUCCUUGGGCACGCUAGAAUGGUUGAACACUAUACUGAACUACAGGAGAAAUAUAAUGACUUGGCUGAAAAACACCGGAUGAUUAUGGAAGGGAUUGCAGAGGUGAAAAGGGCAGCUGCAAAAGCAGGAAAUAAAGGUCAUGGCUCUCGUUUUGCCAAGUCCCUUGCUGCAGAGCUUUCAGUCAUGAGAGUGGAGAGGGAGAGGGAGAGAGAAUUAUUGAAGAAGGAGAACAAAAGUCUUAGAAUUCAACUUAGAGACACUGCAGAAGCUGUCCAUGCUGCUGGAGAACUUCUUGUUAGGCUCAGAGAAGCCGAGGAAGCAGCUUCAAUAUCCGAGGAGAACUUCACAAUGCUUCAGGAAGAGAAUGAGAAGUUAAAGAAGCAAGUGGAGAAGCAAAAGAGAAAACACAAAAUGGAGAUGAUCACCAUGAAACAAUACCUUGCAGAGAGCCGAUUGCCGGAAGCUGCACUGCGACCCCUGUACAGGGAGGAUUCUGAUAUAACACACAACACUAGUACCCCACUGCCAGACGAUGAUCAGGCAUGGAGAGCAGAAUUUGGAGCUAUAUAUCAGGAUCAUCAUUACUAAGUCAGUGGGAGUAUUUUCUACUAGUUUUCAGACCCUACUUGGGUCCCCAGGAAAUGUACAAUUGUUGCAUUCUUGAUUUUCUCCUUUUUUUUCAUAUUUGCUUUCAAUUCAAUUUUUUUUAAAGGUUUGUGUGCGCUACUGUAAGUCCUUUCAUUUGUUAAUAAAAGUAUAUUUGGAGUUGCCUUUCAUAUUUAGUUGUUUUAGCUAUUGGUAUCUCAUUUCCAC
Messenger RNA from Cornus florida, 4092 nucleotides. RefSeq names its product kinesin-like protein KIN-12F. NCBI's taxonomy places the organism in Eukaryota, Viridiplantae, Streptophyta, Magnoliopsida, Cornales, Cornaceae. Gene Ontology annotation, molecular function: microtubule motor activity; microtubule binding; ATP binding. The transcript is spliced from 16 exons. Gene Ontology annotation, biological process: microtubule-based movement. Bases 166 to 3867 code for a protein of 1233 amino acids. The record is from RefSeq and is a predicted model, not a curated record.